Anneissia japonica is the source of this 2826-nucleotide messenger RNA. RefSeq names its product dynein intermediate chain 3, ciliary-like. The record is from RefSeq and is a predicted model, not a curated record. The transcript has 14 exons. Gene Ontology annotation, cellular component: outer dynein arm. Lineage: Eukaryota; Metazoa; Echinodermata; Crinoidea; Comatulida; Comatulidae. The coding region runs from base 108 to 1934 and encodes 608 amino acids. Gene Ontology annotation, biological process: cilium movement; outer dynein arm assembly. Gene Ontology annotation, molecular function: dynein light chain binding; dynein heavy chain binding.
UUCUCGUCGAUGUUUUAGUGCGCAUGCUCAGGUCAAUUUUGUGCCUAGCAACAAACAACCUAAAAUUUUAGAUAGGAUAGUGUGCAACAGAAUAAUUCACGGCAAACAUGGAGAUUGUGUAUGUUUACACCAAAAAACGGAGUGAGUUUGGCAGACAGUGUAACUUUUCCGAUAGGCCUGCAGAGUUGCAUGUUGACAUUUUGCCCGACGAGAGUCUAACAACAAAUUUUGUCGAGAAGAAUCCUGUAGACAGAGGAAUACAAUGUGUCCAAGAAAUGUCAGAGCAUGAGGUCAAUACUGAGCGAUUUGAAACUGAUACUCGCGGUAUCAAUCAUGUUGAAGGUGGUUGGCCCAAAGAUGUUAAUCCUCAGGAGGUUGAACAAGUUAUCCGGUAUAGGAAGAAGGUAGAAAAAGAUGAAAUGUACGUCAAUGCCAUUCAGCAGCUCGGAUCAAUUAUGGAACAUUGUAUCAAACAAAACAAUGCUAUUGAUAUCUAUGAAGACUACUUUGCAGAUUUGGAAAUUGAAGAAACAGAGGAAACACCAUCAGCGAAGACUAUUAAUGUAUUUAGGGACCCAAAUGAAGUAAAAAGAACAGCAACACAUUUGUCUUGGUAUCCAGAUGGUGCUAAGAAGCUUGCAGUGGCCUAUUCCAACCUUGAAUUCCAGAGAUCCUCAUCAGACACAAGCUUUGAUUCUUACAUUUGGGACAUAGAGAAUCCAAACAAGCCAGAGACAAUAUUGAAGCCAGCAUCACCAUUAGUAUGCCUUGAGUACAACCCAAAAGAUGUUCAUGUGUUGGUCGGAGGAUGCUAUAAUGGUCAAAUACCUUUCUGGGACACUAGAAAAGGUUACCAUCCAGUUGAGAUAUCACCAGUUGAAUACAGCCAUAUGGAUCCUGUCUACAAGGUGAUGUGGUUGCAGUCAAAGACGGGUACGGAGUGUUUCUCAGCGUCCACCGAUGGUCAGGUGCUAUGGUGGGACAUCAGGAAGCUCGGAGAACCAACCGAGAAAUUAAUUAUGGAUCCAUCAAGAAAAGGCAACCUUGCAAACGCUCAAGGUGUCGUUUCACUGGAAUAUGAGCCAACAAUUCCUACCAAGUUCAUGGUUGGCACAGAGGCAGGCACUAUCAUUUCCUGCAACAGGAAAGCCAAGACCCCGGCGGAGAAAAUUGUGGCUAGCUACAAGGAACACCUAGGUGCAGUGUAUGCCCUGCAAAGAAAUCCAUUCUUCCCUAAGAACUUCCUCACUGUUGGUGAUUGGACAGCAAGGAUUUGGUCAGAGGACAUCAGAGACUCUUCAAUUAUGUGGACUAAGUAUCACCAGUCUUACCUGACUGAUGGUUGCUGGAGUCCAGUUCGUCCUGCUGUGUUCUUCACCACCAAAGUCGAUGGCAGCCUAGAUGUCUGGGAUUACCUCUUCAAACAAAAUGACCCAACCCUCAGCUUACAGGUUUGCGAUGAGGAGUUGAACAGCAUUCGUGUGCAAGAUCAGGGCAAGCUGAUAGCCACCGGAUCCCACAGAGGAACUACAACGCUCUUAGAGCUCUCCAGUAGUCUUUGUACGAUGCAGAGGAAUGAGAAGGCUCUUGUGACCGCAAUGUUUGAGAGGGAAACCAAACGGGAGAAGAUAUUGGAGUCACGCCAGAGGGAACUGAAGCUGAAAAGAAAUGCUCCCAGUGCUCAAGGAGAACAAGAAAAUGAAGAUGAGGGACAUGGUGCUGAUGAUGAAGACUUGGUUGCGUUGGCCGAGCAGGAAUUCUUUACGAUCAUCAAUGCAGAGAAGAAGAAAAUGGAUGCCAAACAAGCAAAGAUUGAAGAACAGAAGAUGAUUAUUGAGGAGGAAAGUGAUCAAGAGAAGAAGGAUGGUAGUGAUGGUGAAGGAGAGAAGAAAGACUCGGAAAAUGGUGAAAAGGGAGAUGAAAACAAAGAGUGAUCUAGAUAUCUACUGGAAAGUAAACAAACAAUAACAUCAAUUUGAAGCUCAACAUCGGACUUGGGUUUGCCGAUUUCAAUCUUUACUUUUGCUGUUCAAAGGAAAAAUUAGAUUGUGGACCUAAUACACUUUACAAAAACCUUCAUUUGCUUCUGUUGACUUGGCUUUUAAGCCAAGCACCAUAGUCAAGGCUAUUGGAGAACAUAUGAUUUAUUGGUCUACCUAUUAAAGACUGUAUAUCAUAUAUACUAUUGGGGGUAUAAUACUAAAAAGAUGGAGUAGUUUGAAGAAUAUUUUAGAAUUUUUUAUUUUUUCCCCGUUUGUUUUGAUUAGUGCUGGAAAAUAUAAACCAAUGAAAAGCUUGUAUUACAUUAUUUCUAUUUAUAGAUGCAAAAUACAGAUGAACUUCUUUAAAAGUAGUUUAGGAAAUCCCUUUGUAAAUAACUGUAUAUAUUAUGAAUAUUGGUUUAUUGUUUUAAGAUUACGAUUGCUGAAACCGUCCAAGAAAAAAUUAUAUUCAAAACUCUAUAACAUGAGAAUUUCUGAUUGAAUAUGCAAUUUAGACUAUACACUUAUUUGAAUAUGCAAAUGAGAAUAUAUAAUCAUUUGAAUAUACAGGUAAGACAAUUUGGAAUAUGUAAAUAAACUGUUACGGGCAAGAGAUUUGAUUUUAAGAGAUCCUUGACAUACUGUACAUGGUUUAUUAUUCAUUUGCAUAUGCAAAUGAGUAUAAAUAUACAGAUGAAACAGUUUGGGAUAUGUAAAUGAGACUACUCUUAUGAAUAUGUAAAUAAACUGUUAAUGGCAAGAGAUUUACAUUGUUUAUUAUGUAUGAAUUUAGUCUUAAGAUCUCAAGUAUAUGUCUUUUUUCAAUAAAGGUACAUUACAUAAA